Molecule: messenger RNA, 2114 nt
Organism: Sebastes umbrosus (honeycomb rockfish)
Lineage: Eukaryota; Metazoa; Chordata; Actinopteri; Perciformes; Sebastidae
Product: sperm-associated antigen 16 protein
Exons: 3
Coding region: 178-1896 (572 amino acids)
Molecular function (GO): protein binding
Source: RefSeq, a predicted model, not a curated record
CAUACAUGAUAAUUUACAAAACAUAUUUCGGAUAAAAAAAAACAAAAUAAAACAAAGCAGAGGUGUCAUAGUUGCUAUGGUAACAGUAAACAACAGUGUGAAGGUAGAACCCAGUUGCUCUGAGCACAGUUACCAUGGCAACAUGUACACAAGAAGCUCAGAGACAGAGGAGACAAAAUGUCAGCAAGAAGAAAAGAAAGAGCAGAGGAGGAAAACAAGGAGGUUAUCUUAGAGGAGGAGGAGGAGGAGAGGAGUGUUGAGGAGGAGGACUAUGAAGAGCUGAUGAGGGAGGCUGCUUCCUCCACUGCUUCCAGAAGAACACCCAGACCACCCAAACUACAAAUCGUCCCCAAAAUCCCAGAAGCAGUGGAUGAUUUCCUGAGGAACUUCCUCCGGAGAGCCGGUCUGAGCCGGACUCUGAACAGCUUUGAGGCAGAGUGGUACGGCUCGGCGCAGAAACUCCUGACUGAAACUCUGAAGAUGGCAGCGACAGGCGUCCUGUUCAUUCCCGAUGCUCUCACACAUAGGCAGCUCCUCCAGAGCGAGCUGGAGACGGUCCGCAGAGAGAGGGACCUGCUCAGGCAGGACGUUCUGGUGGCAGGGGAAGGCAUGGUGAGGAUGCAGAGGGAGAGGGAUUUCCACCGGCUGCAGUACCGACGAGUCGCCGAGCACAAAAACAGGCUGAUCGAGGACCUCAAACAGAUGAAGAAACACCUGGAAUCCUACGAGCCGGCACUGAGACAGCUGGAGGACAAAUAUCAAGCAGCUCUGAGGCAGAAAAUGCAUAUCAGUUUAAAACAGGACCGAGCUCAGAACACCACAGACGCAACACUGAAUCAGGAAAAAUCCCAAAUCAAGAAAGAGAGAAGCACCAAAAGGAGCAACAGUGCUGAUGAAUCGCCAGCAAAAAGCGCCAGACACCCAAAGGACACAGAGUUCCCUGUCUGCAGCAGGCUGGUGAACCCUCAGACCAUCACCCUUCAGAAAUGGAAAAGCCCCAGCUCCUUCAGCCUUUCCUACUCCAUCAGAGCCCAUAAGCUUCCCAUCAGCUGCAUUGACCUCCAUCCACGAAAGCUGAUCCUCGCCUCCGCCAGUGAUGACCGCAGCUGGAGGCUGUGGGCGCUGCAACGCAACGGAGAGAAGGCUGGUGAGAUGGUGCUGACAGGUGAGGGUCACUCUGAUUGGCUGUCUGGCUGCAGCUUUCACCCUGAUGGAACAAAACUGGCAACAACCAGUGGAGACUCUAUGGUGCGGCUCUGGGAUUUCUCUCGUGGCUGCUGCGUGUUGACACUGCCCGGUCACAGCCAUCCCACCUGGGGCUGCACCUUCCACACGUGUGGUCACUUCCUGGCUUCCUGCUCUGCUGACAAAACCGCCAAGCUGUGGGACCUGAACAGCCAGCGCUGCCGCCUCACACUGCGUCGCCACACCGCCUCCGUCAACAGCGUCUGCUUCCUGCCCUUCUCCAACCUCCUCCUCACCUGCUCAGCUGACAAAACCCUCGCCAUGUGGGAUGCCAGGCUGGGUGUCUGCACCUCUUCCUUCCACGGCCACCAGCACCCCUGCAACCACGCCACCUUUAACCCGUCAGGCGACGUCCUGGCCUCCUGUGACUCAUGUGGCAUCAUCAACCUGUGGGACAUCAGGAGACCUGCGUUGGCGAUGGCCAUGGUAGAUGCCGGGCCACUGGCAGCCAACCAAGUGGCGUUCAGCCCAUCAGGGAAAACGCUGGCUGUCGCCUGCACCGAUGGUCUGGUCAGAGUGGUGGAGGUGGAUUCCUGCGUGGCGAGCAGCCUGUCGGGACACAGCGAUGGCGUGCAGAGCGUGACGUUCGACCACAGUGGGGAGACUGUGAUGUCAGCAGGGAGUGAUGGCAUGAUUAACAUCUGGGCGUGAAAUGAAAAACUGGAGUGAAAGCAGCUGAUGAUGCUUUAGAUGACGAUCAGAUGGGCCAACUAGGAAGUGAGCAUCGCCCUGGUUGCCUCAACAAAAAGACAACGGGAUUGUUCCGUUGGCUUUUGGAUUAUUGCAGAAAAUAAACUCUUUGGCGGGUUAAUGUCCAAAUGAUCCUUAAUAAAAAUAAAAAAUGAGCGGACGCCAUGAAGAUAGUAAAA